Molecule: messenger RNA, 3165 nt
Organism: Entamoeba histolytica HM-1:IMSS
Lineage: Eukaryota; Evosea; Mastigamoebida; Endamoebidae
Exons: 1
Coding region: 1-3165 (1054 amino acids)
Molecular function (GO): protein binding
Source: RefSeq, a predicted model, not a curated record
AUGACAGUGAAAGACUAUAUUUUCCAAAAUAAUCAAAAUGUAAUACGUAAAAUGAGAAAAAAAGACUUACUUAAAGCAGAUACUGUUGAAUGUCAAGUUGCAGGAGCAAUUUUUGGUAUAAAAGAAGUAUAUUCAGUAAAUCAAUGUGUAGAAGACAGUAAAUUAAGGAAGAUAUUAUUUCAUAAUGGUCAUAUUAAUCUUAUUAACUUUUCUUCUGAAGUAAAAAUUGAUGCAGACAAACGUCCAUUUCAAUAUUGCGCAUUAUUUCUUGCACCUCGAGUUAAUAACCAUUUCUAUUUUGAAGAAGGCAAAACUUUUUGUACAAAAAAAUUGUCUAUUAAAUCACCAACAGUGAUAGAAUUUGUCCCUCUUAAAGGGUGUUUAUUUGGUUUACAAAUUUGUAGAGAAAAAACUAAUGAAACAAUAACUAUAAAGAGUAAUGGAAUUAUUUUAUCUUCAUUCACAGAAGAAAUAAUACAACCAGUUCAUCAAAAUUCAGCACUAGGAAUAAAAUUAGAUAUGAAAUCAAUUGAAGUUUAUGUUAAUGGUAAAAGUCAAAAACAACUUGAAUUUAUUGGUACUGAAUUCACAUUAAAAUAUGAUAACUUAUUACCAAGUAUACUUGAUAUUAAUGAUGGAAUUUUUCCUUAUCGUUAUAAUUAUGGUCCUACUACUCCAAUAUAUAUUCAAAUGUUAGAAAACUCUGAUUUAGCACAACUUCCAGUACGUUUAUUUCAAUUUUUACCAAAUGACUUUGAAACAGAUUUUGCAGCAAUUAUUUAUUCUCAUAACACAAAUUUUCUUAAAGAACUUUUAAGAAAAACAGGUAAACCUAAAUUUUGUUUUAAAAAAGAAAAUUGUUUAAUUGCUGCAUGUCAAGUAGGUGAUAUAGAUGGAUAUCAAUUUGUCUUAGGUGAUAACAAAAGUAACACACUGUUAUUAUACAAUCUUGUCUACGAUCUAUUACUUGGAGAAAUCACAUUGAAUAAAAAAAUAAUCUUAUUUGAUAUUAUAAAAAAAGAGUCAAACAAAAUAUCACUCUCUAAAGCACUUGAAAUUAUAGGAUUAAUUGGAGAUAUUGAAUUAUUUGAUGAAUUAUAUCAAAUUUACUUAAAUACUAAAAAAACAAAAUCACCAUUUAUUCUUCCUUUCGAUAAAAUAUUAAAGAAUUGUGUUAUUGCUAAUCAAAAUUCAUUAUUUUCUUAUAUCUGUUCAUUACCUGAGAUUAUGGAUUUGAGUUCUCCAAGUAUAAAACUAGUAGUAGAGAGUAUUCUUACAUUUGGAACUACUCAAUUAUUAACAGAGUUUAUGAACAGUUGCCAAAUCAGCGAUUUGAGAGGGACUGUAAUUACAAUUAUAGAUACUACUAACUCUGAGGUUAUUAAAAAAGCUAUUGAAUUAGGAUCUUCAUUUAAUGAAACAUUGUUUUCUUCAAUCUCAACAAAUUUUAAUUUAUUUAAAACGGUUAUUGAAUUAGAUCCUUCAAAAAUAAAUAGUUUUAAUGGUUCAGAUACUUUAUUACAUUAUGCUGUAAAUAAAAAAAAUGAAGAAGCAGUGAAAUAUAUCAUUUCAAAAGGAGUUGAUACUGAAAGUAAAAAUAAAGAUGGAAUUAUUGCAAGUCAAUUAUGUGAUAUAAACUCAUGUAUUUUAAAACUUCUUCAAAAAAGACCAAUAAGUUAUUCAUUGAGUGAUGAUAUUGAAGAUUAUAAUGGAGUUGACUGCAAUUAUCAGUUAUUUAAAAAAGAUGGGGAAGUGUAUGGCUUUUGGAUUAAUAAAGAAACAAUAUCAUACGGACUCUUUAAAAAUAAAAAAUUUAUAUCAGUUGUUCAAAAAAAAUUACCAAAUGAAUAUGAUUGGGAAAAUUUUGUUAUUGAAAAAACACAAUUUUCAGAUAAUAAGUUAUAUAUUAUAAAUAGAGUAAAUAAAACAAUUAUUGUUCGUUGGGAUUUACAAAAUAAUCUUAGCGUUAUUGAACCAAUAGAUAUAUUAAUGAAUGAAUGGAACUAUUGUAUAUUUAAUGAUACACUUAUUUUAUUAUCACAACAACCAGAUAACCCAAAUAAUAAAAUUUUAUACCAAGCAAAACUCACAAAUUUUGCUCCAUUUGUAAAAUUAAUAAAUAGCUCUAUUAAAACAUCAUCUGAUAUUUUAAUUAAUGUUAAUGGAUAUGUUGCAGUCUUAGACAUUGAUGAAGAAGUUAUUGUGGAAGGAGUUAAUGAAAGAAAAAUUCUUGGCUUAAGAAAAUUAAAAGAUGCAGUAUCAAUUUUUAAUGGAAUUGAAUGGAUACAUAAACAAUUCAGUGUUGUAGAUAAAAUUUCUAAUGAAAUAAUUAGGAAAGUUAUAUAUAGUGAUAGAUAUAUAUAUGUAUUAUGUCAAGGAAAAAAACAUGUAUUAAUAGAUUUAUUUACUGAAAUGAUAUUUGACAUGAGGACAGCUAUUGAUGUCACAUAUAAAAAUAGAGAUUUAAUCUCAUUAACAGACGACCUGAUAAUUGGAGAUUCAAUCUUUUCAAGUGAAGAGGUUCCUAAAUUCUCACAAUCUAUAUACUUUUUAAUGAGUCUUAUAUAUGAUGCUGAUGUUUUCACAAUUAUGUGUAUAGAUGGAAAUAUUUAUUAUGAAUUGUUUUUAGUUAAAAUGUUACCAUUCUUUAAAGAUUUAAUUAAUAAAAAAAUAUUAGUUACAAAGGUUCAUUUAAAGAAAAGUGUUGUAAUACCAUUAAUCUCUAUGAUGAUCUCUGGAACAACUUGCUUUGGAAAUAAUGUAGUUCUUGAACAACAAAUUAAUAUCUUAUUAACUGAAUUAGCUAAUAAUAUACCUGACAAAAAUGAGAAAGAAAAAAUAAUUGAUGAUAUUAGAAAAAUAGGAGGUGAAGAAUUAGUAAAAAUGUAUUGCGUUCCUUUUAGUCAAUGGCAAGAAUUACAUAGACUAAAUGAAAAUGAAGGAAAUAUUGUCAUUAUAAUUGAUGGAAAGAAAUACAAAACUUACAAAGCAAUGCUGGCUUGCCUAUUUCCUAUACUAAAGCAAGUUAUUUAUGAAGAGGAAUGUAAAGAAAUUGUUAUUAAAGAUCCAUUAAUGAAAAAAGUUCUCCCAUAUUUAAAUGACUUAGAACACAAAAACUGGAGAGAAGAGUUUUUUACUUCAUAUAUAACAAAACAUAUUGAAUGA